AUGGGUUCUGAGACGCUACUGGAGGUGGUAUUGGCCAUCUUGUUACCGCCCGUUGGAGUCUUCCUACGCUACGGCUGCGGCGUGGAGUUUUGGAUCGAUCUGUUGUUGACGAUAUUAGGUUACAUACCUGGAAUCAUUUACGCCAUCUAUGUCUUGGUGGGAUAG
This is a messenger RNA of Zingiber officinale, 165 nucleotides long. RefSeq names its product salt stress-induced hydrophobic peptide ESI3-like. Lineage: Eukaryota; Viridiplantae; Streptophyta; Magnoliopsida; Zingiberales; Zingiberaceae. Gene Ontology annotation, cellular component: membrane. The transcript is spliced from 2 exons. The coding region runs from base 1 to 165 and encodes 54 amino acids. The record is from RefSeq and is a predicted model, not a curated record.